Molecule: messenger RNA, 1831 nt
Organism: Salvia hispanica
Lineage: Eukaryota; Viridiplantae; Streptophyta; Magnoliopsida; Lamiales; Lamiaceae
Product: uridine 5'-monophosphate synthase-like
Biological process (GO): 'de novo' pyrimidine nucleobase biosynthetic process; 'de novo' UMP biosynthetic process
Molecular function (GO): orotidine-5'-phosphate decarboxylase activity; orotate phosphoribosyltransferase activity
Source: RefSeq, a predicted model, not a curated record
GACUGCAGUCCAACUCUACUAUGCAUCGUAGCCAAAAUCUAAAACCUCAAACAUUGAUCAAACUUCAACCCCUUUCACUUUCACCACCAACAAUGGAGUCGCUGGUUCUGCAGCUCCACGACAUCUCCGCCGUCAAAUUCGGUGACUUCAAGCUCAAAUCGGGCAUCUCCUCCCCAAUCUACAUGGACCUCCGCCUCAUAGUCUCCUACCCUUCCCUCCUCCGCCAGAUUUCCCGCGGUCUCGUCGCCGCCGUCCCUUCCUCCUCCCGCUACGACGUCGUCUGUGGCGUCCCCUACACCGCUCUCCCCAUCGCCACCUGCAUUUCCGUCUCGUCCGGCGUUCCGAUGGUCAUGCGCCGCAAGGAGAUCAAGGACUACGGCACCGCCAACGCUAUUGAGGGCGCGUUUCUGCGAAAUCAGACUUGUCUCGUCGUCGAAGACCUCGUCACCAGCGGCGCCUCCGUCAUUGAGACAGCGGCGCCUCUCCGCGCGGCCGGGAUGAACGUCGCCGACGCGGUUGUUAUGAUUGAUAGGGAACAGGGAGGGCGGGAAAAUUUGGCAGAAAAAGGAAUUGUAUUACACUCUAUGGUGACACUGAGGGAAAUGGUCAGGAUACUGAAGGAAAAGGAAAGAGUUUCCGAGGAGACUCAGAAGAUGGUUGAAAGAUUCUUGGAGGAGAACCAAAAGGUGUCAGUACCAGCGUCAGUGGCACCAACAACUGCUGGGGUCAGACAUAGACUUCCAUAUGAAGAGAGGGCAAAAAUGGCGAAGAACCCAAUGGGAAAGAAAUUGUUCGAGAUAAUGUCACAGAAGGAGACUAACUUGUGCUUGGCUGCUGAUGUUGCAACUGCUUCAGAGUUGCUUGACUUAGCGGACAAGGUUGGACCAGAGAUCUGCAUGUUGAAAACCCAUGCUGAUACUUUACCUGAUUUUAUCCCAGAUUUUGGAUCUAAACUGCGUUCGAUCGCAGAUAAACAUAAUUUCUUGAUUUUUGAAGACCGGAAGUUUGCUGACGUUGGCAACACAGUCAGCAUGCAGUAUGCAGGUGGUAUCUUCCAUAUAUUGGACUGGGCAGAUAUAACAAAUGCUCAUAUAAUUUCAGGUCCCGGAAUUGUGGAUGGGCUAAAAUCAAAGGGUUUAUCACAUGGCAGAGGUUUGUUGCUGCUUGCUGAAAUGAGUUCUCUUGGUAACUUUGCUACUGGCGACUAUACAUCUGCAGCUGUGAAAAUUGCGGAGGAUCAUUCAGAUUUUGUUAUUGGUUUCAUAUCUGUGAAUCCUGCUUCAUGGCCUAGUGGACCCGGAAAUCCAUCCUUUAUUCACGCCACUCCUGGUGUUCAAAUGGUAAAAGGUGGAGAUGCAUUGGGCCAACAAUAUAAUACUCCAGAGUCUGUUAUUGAAGAGAGAGGCAGCGACGUUAUAAUAGUUGGCCGCGGAAUCAUAAAUGCGAAAAAUCCUGCAGAGGCAGCUCGUGAAUAUCGGCUUCAAGGAUGGAAUGCAUACUUAGUCAGCUGCAAGUAAAUGAAGUCUAUACUUACCUUGAAGCAUUGAAUCAAACACGGCUUUGUCUGGCGAGUAGCACAAGAGCAACUGUAACAGGAGCGAAUAUGAUGAACAAGGCCUGUGCAAGAUUGGGCUGAGUGAUUUCUGGAAAUAUAAUGCUUCCGUAUUUGAUCGCUGCUGCACCUGCGACGGAUGCGCCUCCUAACUGCACCAAAUACUUCACAUCUUCCUGUCCAAAUAUCCAUCCACCUACUUAGAAAUGUAUUCCUCAACAUUGUCCUUUUAACUUGAAGAAUAUCUAAUUCUUUUUAACAAGUCUCUUAUAUGUCUUA